AGGCAAGGAGGACGAAAGCGAGCGAGAGACACACACAACAGUGACACCACCACAAGCAGCAAGGAGAGGCCGCCCGCAGAGCAGACCAUAGAGAGUGGAGAGCAGCCCGCAGCAGCAGCAGCAAGGCUGAGCCGCCGCCGCCAGCUGAGAGCUAGUAGAGCAUCCGCCAGUCCCAGUGGCGGCAGCAGCUAGCGACAAGGCUGAGUGAAUCCGAGAGAGGAGCGCAGCGCGCGCCGCAGCCGCCGUGGCUGCCGUCGCAGGCGCCGCCGCCGCCGCCACGGUUUGUGAGAGGCGCUCGACUUGUAUUCACGAGGAGGGCGGCGACGACCCCCGCGCGGCAAAGGAGCUGAACACUGGCCCCGCCCUGUGAUUGAUGGCUGCUGCCCGUGCCCCGGCGGCGGAGAGGGGAGGCGUCGUAGGUGCUCCGGAGGCGGUGGCGUGGAGGGGCGGCGGUCUCCGCGCGAAGCAGGCCGGUCGCGCCAGCUGCCGCGGCGCCUAGAGCGAGCGCCUGGACGCGGUCUCUCUCGCAGCUAGGGUUUUGGCGCGGAGGGGCGCCGGGGUUCUUCUCGUUCUAGCGGAGGUGCUGGAGGAGGAAGGGGGGAAAAGGAGAUGGCGGUCGGGGACGCGCUGCGACGGCUGUGCGAGGAGAUCGGCUGGUCCUACGCCGUCUUCUGGAAGGCCAUCGGCGCCGCCGACCCCGUGCAUUUGGUUCGGGAGGACGGCUACUGUGGCCACACGUCAUGCCCUGUCGGAUCUGAGCCUUCUGAAUCUCUGCCCAGCGACGCCGCCGGGUGCUCUGCUCCUGCUGCUGACACCAUCUGCUCGCUUGUUAACAACGUUAUGGCGUCGCAGGUUCAUGUCGUCGGACAAGGGACCGUAGGCCGUGCCGCGUUCAGUGGCAAUCACCAAUGGAUCGUCCACGGUACUGCCAAUGGUCACGGGCUCUCCUCCGAGGUUGCUGCUGAGAUGAACAAUCAGUUAAGAGUUGGCAUUCAGACUAUUGCGAUCAUUCCUGUCCUGCCACGGGGUGUCCUACAAUUAGGAUCUACUGGUUUGGUUAUGGAAAACACAAAUUUUGUGAUGUUUGCAAAGAAGUUGUGUUCUCAGCUAAACAACCGUUCAAGCAUGGCUGUAUCUGCUUCAGCUAAGAACGGUUCAAGUCAGCAUGGUCAGUCGCGUCCUGAUACUGCAACUGUGUCAACUAGCACACCGCCACAUGCAUUGCUGAAUGCAUCUUUGCUUAAGGUUGUGCAACAGAAUGGUCACCCUGUUAGAGAGCACACUGUCUAUGCUAAGCCUGAUCUUCGGUUUCUACAACAAGCAUCCUUCUGCGAGAGCCAAUUUGGAAGAAAUUUAUGGAGUGUUGGUAUGAACUCAAGUUUGACCUCCCCAAGCUUGACAUCAGUUAAAAAUCAUUCACUCUUGAUGAACAACAUUGGGCAGUUACAGUUGAAUAAUAAUGCACAUUCAUCAGCAGAUUUAGCAAUGGCAAGAGAUAUAAUAUUAAAAUCCCUUGUGCGCCAGGACUCUUCUGUCUGUGAAAAUACAAACAUGAAUAUGCACCAUGGAAGAUAUGUGGUAUCCAAUGAUAUAAAUGGUCCUGGGAAUUUUGAUUUUCUCCCUGUAGGUGCCAGAGCAAGCAGAGCCAACUUAUCUACCAGUGUAUCGAGUCAAAUAUUGGAUCACGCAUCAGGAACAUUGCAGCAAAAACAGUCUCUAGUUCCGUUCAAGGUUCCCCAAUCUUCUGAAUUGGCUAAGAAAAUGGAGAGCCCUGAAAGUAGGCCAUUUCAAACUCCUUCAGUUCGAACUUCUGAAUCUGAUGGUCAGGUUUCUAACAGUUUCAACAUGGAUCAAGAGAAUCUAUUGAGUAGGUCAAACAAUGUCCGACAAGACCAAAAGAUUAAUAGAUUUAGUGAUCCAAGUGCUAAUGUCAGCACACAGAGAAUGAAGAACAGGGAUGGAUGUGAGGCAGGAAUGCCUGUUGAGAGAGCUUCCUCGUUGCUCGUGGAGCCUGCUGCAGAUAAUGACUUGUUUGAUAUGUUUGGUUCUGAAUUUCAUCAGUUCUCCCACAAUGUUGGUGCUGAUUUGGUCACCUGGAGCGGUACAGAGUCUCAGAAUUCAGAUAGAGAUGUCCCUGAAUCAUCAAUAUAUCUCAAUAGCUCACCCCUUUUCAGUUCACUAGACAAUGAGCUUCACUAUUCUGGUAUCUUAUCACUAACUGAUACUGAUCAGCUAUUGGAUGCUGUCAUCUCAAAUGUCAAUCCAAGUGGUAAACAGUGUACUGAUGAUAGUGCUUCUUGCAAGACUGCAUUGACGGAUGUUCCUAGCACAUCUCAUCUUGGUUCAGUAGACUUGAAGAGAUGUGAGUCCUCCGGCAUGCCUUCCAUGCUAAUUAAGCACGAAUUGGCACAGUUUGUUAAACAGCCAUGUCUCUUUGAUAAAUCUGAGGAGGCCUGUCUUUCCCAAAAUAAUGGAAUGCACAAAUCUCAGAUACGUCUUUGGAUUGAGAGCGGUCAGAACAUGAAAUGUGAAAGUGCUUCAGCUUCUAAUAGCAAAGGUCUUGAUACACCAAGCAAGGCAAAUCGCAAGAGAUCUCGACAAGGAGAAAGUCCUAAGCCACGGCCUAAGGACCGGCAACUGAUACAGGACCGUAUUAAAGAGCUACGUGAGCUUGUACCGAAUGGGGCAAAGUGUAGCAUUGAUGGUUUGUUGGAGAAGACAGUUAAGCACAUGCUUUUCUUACAAAGUGUGACGAAGAAUGCAGACAAGCUCAAGGACUCUACUGAGUCUAAGAUACUUGGUAGUGAAAAUGGCCCCCUUUGGAAAGACUACUUUGAAGGUGGGGCAACCUGGGCUUUUGAUGUCGGCUCUCAGUCUAUGACAUGUCCAAUCAUUGUUGAGGAUCUUGACCGACCUCGUCAGAUGCUUGUGGAGAUGCUUUGCGAAGAUAGAGGAAUCUUCUUGGAGAUAGCUGAUUUCAUCAAAGGACUUGGAUUGACUAUCUUGAGGGGUGUGAUGGAAAUGCGCAAAAGUAAAAUCUGGGCAAGAUUUACUGUUGAGGCGAACCGGGACGUAACCAGAAUGGAAAUCUUUCUAUCACUUGUGCGCUUGUUAGAGCCAAAUUGUGACGGCAGUGGAGCUGCAGAGAACGCUAACAACAUGAACAUGCCUCUUGGUUUGGUGCGCCAACCUGUCAUCCCAGCAACAGGCCGCAUCCAAUGAGACUAUAGAGCAAACCCUCAAGCAUCUUCCAAGUGCUAAGAGCAGGAGCUCAGCUAACUUCUGCCAUGACUAGCAUCACCAAUAUGCCAGGCACCACCAGCUUUCCUGAAACAUCUUAAUCUGUGCAAAUGUGGCAUCCUUCACGAGACCAGAUCGCCGAAAUGGAAGACGGAAAAGAAGGCAAGAGUGAUCAUUAGGCAGUGUUUUGUUUGUAUGAUCUUAGUUUGUUUGUUAGUUAGUCAUGUUUGGUCAUAUAUUAGUGGAUUUUUUGUACUGUUAUUCAGAAUGGAAAUUCUUGGGUUGGUUUAUUUCACACAACAAAAAGAUGGAAUACCACCUCUGUUAUAAGUCUCCUCACAUCAGAGUAUCAGACUCAGUUAAGUAUGACUAGUGAAAACCUAUCUGAGCUGAAUGGUCUGCAAAUGCUGAAUGGCUGCUGAACAUAUCAGGAGAAGGCACUAUUAUAGGACACUCCUUGGCAAUCUUAACAGCCUGGUCCAUUUGGAAGCAAAGAAAAGACAAAAUUUUCAAGAGAAACGAAAAAUCUGUGGUUGAUCCUUCUCUCUGAAAUCAUCGAUGAGGCUUACUUGGGGAAAUCGGUAGAGGCAGAAGUUUUUGUUUUCCUAGUUUUCAUUGUACACAAAUAAGUAAUCCACUUUAGUCAUCAUCCAGAGUUCCAGACCCAGCAGUCUUCUGGUUCUGGUGCUUGUAGGUGCAUCUUGCGCAUGUAACUCUUCUCCUAUCUUAUUAUAUAAGGCAGUAAUCAUCCCUUA
Molecule: messenger RNA, 3995 nt
Organism: Sorghum bicolor (sorghum)
Lineage: Eukaryota; Viridiplantae; Streptophyta; Magnoliopsida; Poales; Poaceae
Product: transcription factor LHW
Exons: 10
Coding region: 610-3222 (870 amino acids)
Biological process (GO): regulation of DNA-templated transcription
Molecular function (GO): protein dimerization activity; DNA-binding transcription factor activity
Source: RefSeq, a predicted model, not a curated record